Phytophthora infestans T30-4 is the source of this 327-nucleotide messenger RNA. RefSeq lists its product as uncharacterized. The coding region runs from base 1 to 327 and encodes 108 amino acids. The transcript is spliced from 2 exons. Lineage: Eukaryota; Oomycota; Peronosporomycetes; Peronosporales; Peronosporaceae. The record is from RefSeq and is a predicted model, not a curated record.
AUGUCGUACGACUCGGUGGCACUGGGUAUUGUUGGCAGCCCGUGGGCAUCGCCGCGAGGCGAGCAGCAAGCCGCCGAGUCCUUCUACUACAUGCUGGUGUUCCCGAUGCCCUCACCGCGAGAGAUGCCACGCGUCAGCUACAGCGAAGUGUGUGAAAUGCUACGUGGAGUGACGGCUGGAGGACCAGCACCUGAGGCGCGUGCGAUUGACGAGCUGCGUGCAGCCUGGGAAGUUAAGUUUCGUUCGGGAGCACCCGUGGCAGAGGACAUGAUCCCCUUCUCGGCGUUGCAGGAACUCAUGCGGGAUGCAACGGCAGGAUAUUUUUGA